Sphaeramia orbicularis (orbiculate cardinalfish) is the source of this 2379-nucleotide messenger RNA. RefSeq names its product uromodulin-like 1. Gene Ontology annotation, molecular function: protein binding; calcium ion binding. The record is from RefSeq and is a predicted model, not a curated record. NCBI's taxonomy places the organism in Eukaryota, Metazoa, Chordata, Actinopteri, Kurtiformes, Apogonidae.
AUGGUCCUACAGUGUGAGCAGUCAGUCGGCAUACGACCGUCGGGUUCCGUGCAGUCCCCGCCCACCAUCAGCAGCUUCAGGUCAUCCAACGUCACCGGGACGUCCUUCUGCAUCACCUGGUCCAGUUGGUCUACGGAAAACCAGACCUACCGCGUAGAGGUGUUGAAGGGGUCAGAGGUCAUUUAUCAGAACGACACAGGUCAGACCCUGGUGGCGGUGGGCGGGCUCAAACCUGGGGUUCUCUAUGACGUCACCAUUACGACGAUGGCGUGUGGAGGACAAGGAGACACCCACCACCUGUCAAUCAAAACUGAUGCUCAGACUCUGGACGCCACGGCUCGACACAACGUCAGUUCAGCGCAGACCUGCAGAAACAGCAGCAGCCAGACCUACAAGAACCUGAGCCAGAGCAUCACACAGGAGAUCUACCAGUCUCUGUCCUUGGUGCUGAAGGCUCUGGUGGACUCGGGCCGGGGUCAGAGUCGUGGUCACGGGCUUUUCUCCGGCAGCGUCGUCGUCAACUUCAGCAUCGUCUUCACCCCGAGUCAAAGCCAAGACAUCGGUAACGUGUCGGAGGCUGUGAUGGACUCCCUGAAGAACAGCUCCAAGUACAGCGUGGACGAAAACAACACAAGCAUUAACGAUUUUGAUGAAUGUGCUUCAGGGCAAAACGACUGCUCCCAGUGGGCGACAUGUACCAACACCUGGGCCUCGUACAGCUGUGUAUGUAACCAAGGAUACGUGGAUAACAACCCAGACAGACCUGGACGAGCCUGUCAAGAAGUUGCUACGACAACAAUGGAGACGACCACACAACCCAUGACAAGCACAGUGUCCACAGUUAGCUUUGCCCCUUCCUCUGGAUCACACGUUAAUCCAAUGUUAAGUGAAUCUACCACAGUCGCAUCUCCACCUUCCACAACCACAACCCUGUCCACUUCUAUGGCAUCUACGAUUCCUACAACUACAGCCUCGACAACAACAACGACAACCAUAGCUACAACCUCAACCACCACCACAACUGCAACAAUGACCUCAGCUAUGACUUUAACAACCACUGACGAAACAACAACUGCAACUUCGACUACUGCUGCAUUGACAACCACUGACGAAACAACAACCACAACUUCGACUACUGCUGCAUUGACAACCACUGACGAAACAACAACCACAACUUCGACUACUGCUGCAUUGACAACCACUGACGAAACCACAACCACAACUUUGACUACUGCUGCAUUGACAACCACUGACGAAACAACAACCGCAACUUCGACUACUGCUGCAUUGACAACCACUGACGAAACCACAACCACAACUUUGACUACUGCUGCAUUGACAACCACUGACGAAACCACAACUUUGACUACUGCGAUCUCAGUGAAGUGCAGCGUCGCCGCCAUCACUGUAACCGUCGAAAAGAGUUUCCUGCAGAUCAGUCAGAUCAUGGAGAGCGCCCUCUACCUGGGACUGGAGGAAUGUGGGGUCAACUGGGAAAAUUCCAGUCAUGUCCAGCUGACAGUGGCGUGGAACGAGUGUGACGUUAUUCUGGUGCAUAAUGACAGUCACUACACGGCCUCUGUGACCCUGUUCAGCACCGGGACCUCCGACACCUCCGACCCCGGUCCGGUGGAGCGGAUCCGGCUUCAGGUUCCCAUCAUGUGCACGUACAUGAAGAGUGUGCUCAUCUCCUCCGACUUCGGCUCCAUGGGGUACGACAUGAUCGAGGACGUGAUCGCGGGCUCGGGUCUGUUCCAGGUGUCGGUCCAGCUGAUGAACGGGACGGCGCCGCUGCCCCAGAACCACAGCCUGUCCAGAGACGAGGCCGUGGUGCUGGUGGUCAGCCUCAACACCACGGCCGACCACGUCAAAGUCAUCAUCAGCAAGUGCUGGGCCACGCCCACCCCAAGCCCCUCCCUCCUCUACAGCCACACCUUCCUGGAGAACAGAUGUUCCCUGAACACUUUCACUAAAGUCUUGACCAAUGGGAACUCCAGUGUCUCCAGUGUUUCUGUCCAGAUCUUCUCCUUUGUCGACCUGAACAUGAUUUACCUUCACUGUCAGGUGGAAAUCUGUGUGGAAACUGGAUCCUCCUCCUGCGUUCCCGACUGUUUUCAGAGAACGACUCGCUCUGGAAAAACCAUCGCCAGAGCUUUUGCUUCUUCUGGACCUCUGCUCAGAUUGGACGAUGAGGCCCUGGAGGAGGGCUUCAACACCCUCCACAUCGUGGGUCUGUCCUGUCUGGGGGUCGGCCUGACGCUCCUCUUCAUCGUCGGCUUCGUCUGCCUCUUCUACUGUCAGAGGAACCGAAUCGGACACUACAACUUCAACAUCAAACCCAAGGAGGAGAACUUCACCUACCUUCACUUCAACACCUAG